Molecule: messenger RNA, 937 nt
Organism: Setaria italica (foxtail millet)
Lineage: Eukaryota; Viridiplantae; Streptophyta; Magnoliopsida; Poales; Poaceae
Product: 54S ribosomal protein L19, mitochondrial
Exons: 2
Coding region: 227-691 (154 amino acids)
Biological process (GO): translation
Cellular component (GO): large ribosomal subunit; ribosome
Molecular function (GO): large ribosomal subunit rRNA binding; structural constituent of ribosome
Source: RefSeq, a predicted model, not a curated record
GCAUCGCAGGCCCAGGCGGCCCAACUCAACUCCCUGCCCGACCUCGUUCCAACUUCCAACUCGGCAACUCCUUCCAGAUCGAAGCAUCCCGCCGCCUCCCUGCUCGUGGGCGGCCUCUGGCGUGGAGUGGAGAUCCGCUCGUUGGCGGCCUCUGGCAGUCUGGCGUGGAGUGGAGAUCCAUCCAGACUUACUGAUUUCUUCAUUCGUUGAUCUGAAAAGCAGUAAUAUGGCAACUCUCAAAGAUGCGGUGGCAAGAAAACCAAUUCUAGCAACAAUCCGUCUUAUAGUUCCUGCUGGCGCUGCACGUCCAGCACCACCAGUUGGACCAGCUCUGGGUUUCUAUAGGCUUAAUUUGAUGGCAUUCUGCAAAGAUUUCAAUGCCAGGACACAGAAGUACAAGGCAGAUACUCCAAUGCAAGUUACUUUGACUGCCUACAAGGAUAGUACUUUCGAGUUUGUAGUCAAGUCUCCUUCAGUUUCAUGGUUUCUGAAGAAAGCUGCAGGCAUUGAGACUGCCAGCAGCCGGCCAGGCCACAACGCAGUGUCAUCCCUGACUCUUCGCCAUGUGUAUGAGAUUGCAAAACUGAAGCAGUCUGAUCCAUUCUGCAAGCACAUGUCAAUUGAGGCGUUAUGCAAAUCCAUCAUUGGGACAGCUAACUCCAUGGGCAUUGAAAUUGUUAAAGACCUUUGAGUGGGCUGGCAGUCUAAUCUCAAGCACAAUUCGUUGGACCAAUUUCAAGCACAAUUCGUUGGACCAAUUUCAAGCACAGUUUGUUUUCUCAUCUGCUUGAGUUCGGUUUCGUUUGAUCUUGACGAAAUAGAGAUAUUUGACUAGUGUAGGAAGUAUUUUGUGCUUCUUCUGUAUCAGCUUCUAUCUGCACUCUCAGAUGCAGCAACUAAUAUUAAAUAAUAUGUUUCUUCUCAUGUCUUGCACUUC